This is a messenger RNA of Marasmius oreades (fairy-ring Marasmius), 1639 nucleotides long. RefSeq lists its product as uncharacterized. The coding region runs from base 451 to 1488 and encodes 345 amino acids. The transcript is spliced from 21 exons. NCBI's taxonomy places the organism in Eukaryota, Fungi, Basidiomycota, Agaricomycetes, Agaricales, Marasmiaceae. The record is from RefSeq and is a predicted model, not a curated record.
GCUAAUCUCUGACUUCUCCGACCGUUAAUUCUCGACAGCAACACAAUAAUAUCUCAGGCUCCACCCCCGAUUAACCCAUCGCAAUCUCAGCUGUGGUUCGACUUCAGGCUAAAAGCUCGCGCUACUUUACGUCAUGAAGGCUGACGUGGUUCAAAGGCCAGGCUUUGGGUGUGGUCUGUUCAUUUUCGAACUGUGAAUGUGUACGAAAGGUGGCCUGUAUCGUGAUCAUCUCUCGAUGAUUACGUGUGGUGAUGGGGGGCAGUUAUAAUCGUAUGAUGGGAGUUGCGUCAAUACCUCAGAAUCAACAUCAUGAUUCCUCGUUCUUGAAGUUUGUUCAGUGCUGAUAAGGAACUCCGCUAAUAGUUGCUCAACUUUAGUCCCUCCUUUUCCCCCGCCAACUCACCGUCUAUCCUCAGCGCCGCUCUUUACUUUUCUGUCCUUUCAUCCCCAAUGGCCGAUUACUCAAGCGAUAAACUAUUAGGAGCUUCCUUGAUCGGGUAUGCAGUGUCUUGCGUAUUUCUCGGCGCAUUCUUAGGGCAGGUCGUACGGUACUGGAACCGCUAUCAAGACGACACGACCUUCUAUAAAAUUCUUGUAUCUGUCAUAGGGAUUCUAGAGCUUGCCCAUCAGGCAUUCAUCUCCCAUACACUAUACUACUACACGAUUUUGAAAUCUAGCGACCUUAUGGUGCUAUUAAACACCAAACCGCCCUGGACCUCGAUUAUUCAGAUUAUGAUUGGUGCUAUCAUCUCAAUGAUAGUCAAGAUGUGCUUCAGCCUUCGGGUCUGGAGAUUUAGCAAGCAGAACAAACUCGCAACCCUUAUCAUCGUCGUCUUUGUUCUCGCUGAGGCUAAUACAUUUGUGUUCACAGUUUUCGUUAUACGACUGUUUAAACUUCAAUCACUUCAAUUUAUUUGGCAAAUGAAGACCAUCGGCAGCCUUGCACUCGGUUGUGGAGUUGCUGCGGAUGUGGCCAUUGCAGCCGUACUAUGGUACUAUCUACGAAAGCUCAAAGCUGGAUGCCAGAGCGCAACAACGGUCGUUACCAAAAUCAGUAUAUACGCUGUGAGCACUGGUGCAGUGACCAGUGCGGCCGGCCUCGCAACGCUUCUCUCCUUCUACCUGAUGCCAAACUUUAUAUUCGUCGCUGUGUUCUUUGUUCUGAGCAAACUCUAUGGGAUUUCUUUUCUUGCAGCGCUAAAUACAAGGCACAUUCUAUUUCCCAACGAGAACGUCGUCUAUAAUCGUGACAGCGAAUUUCAAGUAUCCGAUUCUUUCACCCCUAUCCCUCCUAAUACGCGACGCUUCUCGCGUGUUCAUCGGCAGUCCCGUUCUCGGUGGAGAGAAAGAUCCAUGAACCUACCGAACAACUCGAGGACAUUCGUCUCAUUGGAACCCAGUAUCCGCUUUUACCCUGAUAACAGCACCAGUGCUUUGGGGUCGAGUGAUCUGGCUUGUGGGAGCAGGUUCUCGGUGGCGUCGACUUGAUGAAUCACAUUCGCACUUGCCUAUCAAACGAGUUAACUGGAUUUGUAAGUACUUCGUACUACCGUUAGUGUAUUUUUCGAAGAACAGCCGAGGGACUCAAGUACUCAAGUACUCAUGUGUGUCUUGUUUAAAUUAAAUUAUCUGUUCGCUC